ACUCUCGCGCGCUCUCUGUAAUAACACUUCACAGCUGUCACGCCGUAACAGAAAAUGGCAACGGCGAUACCCAAACGUAACUUCCCGUCGAUAACCGAACGCAACGGAACGACGUCGUCACUGUCGCCGCGCGAGUCAAUCGCUGCUGACCUCGACGGCACGCUUCUCAUCUCCCGGAGCUCCUUCCCCUACUUCAUGCUUGUCGCCGUCGAAGCGGGAAGCCUCCUCCGUGGCUUCCUUCUCCUUCUUUCAGUUCCAUUCGUCAUCUUCGCGUACCUCUUCGUCUCCGAAGCACUAGGCAUCCAGAUCCUCAUCUUCAUCUCCUUCUCCGGCCUCAAAAUCCGCGACAUCGAACUCGCCUCACGCGCCGUGCUUCCUAGGUUUUACGCUGCGGACGUGAGGAAGGAGAGCUUCGAGAUGUUCGAUCGGUGCAAGAGAAAGGUUGUGGUGACGGCGAACCCGACGGUGAUGGUGGAGCCGUUCGUGAAGGACUUUCUCGGCGGAGACAAGGUGCUAGGAACGGAGAUCGAGGUGAAUCCGAAGACGAAGAAGGCUACGGGGUUCGUGAAGAAGCCUGGUGUGUUGGUCGGAAAGUUGAAGCGUUUGGCGAUUUUGAAAGAGUUCGGCGAGGAUUCGCCGGAUAUAGGAAUCGGAGAUCGUAAAUCUGAUCAUGAUUUCAUGUCUAUUUGCAAGGAGGGGUUCAUGGUGCAUCCAAGCAAAUCAGCCAAACCAGUCCCACAAGAGCGUCUGAAGAGCAGGUUGAUCUUCCACGACGGGCGUUUCGUCCAGAAGCCAGACCCACUAAACGCCAUAAUCACCUUCACAUGGCUCCCCUUCGGCUUCAUCCUCUCCAUCAUAAGGGUCUACUUCAACCUCCCUCUCCCCGAACGCAUCGUUCGCUACACCUACGAAAUGCUCGGCAUUAAACUCAUCAUCCGCGGCCAACGUCCUCCGCCACCCUCUCCGGGCACCCCCGGCAACCUCUACGUCUGCAACCACCGCACCGCUCUCGACCCCAUCGUCAUCGCCAUCGCUCUCGGCCGCAAAGUCUCCUGCGUCACCUACAGCGUAAGCAAGCUCUCCCGCUUCCUCUCCCCCAUCCCCACCGUGGCCCUCACGCGCGACCGUGCUGCCGACGCUGCACGCAUCACUGAGCUCCUCCAAAAGGGUGACCUUGUGGUGUGCCCAGAGGGCACCACGUGUCGCGAACCCUUCCUUCUCCGCUUCAGUGCUCUCUUUGCUGAGCUCAGUGACAGGAUCGUGCCUGUUGCCGUUGAUUGCAAGCAGAACAUGUUCUUUGGGACCACCGUUCGUGGGGUCAAGUUCUGGGACCCUUACUUCUUCUUCAUGAAUCCUAGGCCUGUUUACGAGGUUACCUUCCUUGACCCUUUGCCGGAGGAGAUGUCGGUCAAGGCCGGGGGAAAGACGUCCAUUGAGGUGGCCAAUCACGUGCAGAAGGUGUUGGGUGAUGUGUUGGGGUUUGAGUGCACCGGGUUGACUAGGAAAGAUAAGUAUAUGUUGCUGGGAGGGAAUGAUGGGAAGGUGGAGUCCAUGUACAGUGCAAAGAAGGGAUGAUGAGGUAAGGGUUUUGUUGUUAUGAGUAUGAGAUGUGGGAAGUGAUUCAAUUGAAGAUUUGGGUGAGUGAGGAAAGGAUUUUGCUUUUGUUUGAUUGUUUUGGGAGUUUAUUGAUAUAGAAAUAGUUUAGCUAGCUGGCAAAUAGCAAUUUGUAUUUUUGGUUAACCCCUUUUGAGAUGGGGUUUUGUUAUGGAUUAUUAAUGAUUUUAAGUGUUUUAGCACGUUAUUGCAAACUUUU
Abrus precatorius (Indian licorice) is the source of this 1813-nucleotide messenger RNA. RefSeq names its product probable glycerol-3-phosphate acyltransferase 8. The transcript has 3 exons. Gene Ontology annotation, cellular component: membrane. Gene Ontology annotation, biological process: cutin biosynthetic process. The coding region runs from base 55 to 1575 and encodes 506 amino acids. Gene Ontology annotation, molecular function: phosphatase activity; glycerol-3-phosphate 2-O-acyltransferase activity. NCBI's taxonomy places the organism in Eukaryota, Viridiplantae, Streptophyta, Magnoliopsida, Fabales, Fabaceae. The record is from RefSeq and is a predicted model, not a curated record.